AUGGUUACGCCGCAGAAGCACAAAAAGUUUGAUGACCAGGAAGAGGCUUUAAAGGAUGUCCCAUCUGAGAUUCCAGAGAAAACUAGCAAAGUCGCAGAGCAGGACUCAGACGCGAGCAGCAGCGAUGAUGACGAAGCGCCUGAGGAAGAAGGCAUGGCACAGGCGCGUUCUGCCGUACAGCAACGUGAUCACGAGCGUCAGCAGGCGGCCGCCAGGGAGCAAGAAGCUCUGAGGGAAAAGAGACGCAAGCAAGACCUUCGGUUCAAACAGCAGCAGGAGCAAAAGCGGGAGCGCGAGGAGAAAGAGCUGGAGGCGCGCCUCAAGGCGCAGGUCUCCUCCCGUGGGGCCGCAGAAUCCGGUAGCAUCCAAGACGACGACAUGGUUCCCGCAGAGCUUCCUGAAAACUUCUUUGAGGAGCUGGAAGAACAAGAGUCGGCGACAAUCACCACUAAGCCGCAGCACGUUAACUUCAACGAUAUCGACGACAACUACUCCCAGGAGAUCAAACAGCAACUUCAGAAACAAAAGAAAAAGACUCUGCGUCAGCUCCGCAAGACUAGUAUGAAGAGGGGCCCGGUGAAGGUCAACUUGCUGCCGCCCGCGAGUAACUCCAAAGCUUUGGCACCCCAGCAGGACACCACUGUCACGAACAAAAGAGAAAAGUGGCUUAAGCGUAAGGCUCUUGCCCGCAAGUAA
Molecule: messenger RNA, 696 nt
Organism: Lachancea thermotolerans CBS 6340
Lineage: Eukaryota; Fungi; Ascomycota; Saccharomycetes; Saccharomycetales; Saccharomycetaceae
Gene: BUD21
Product: Bud21p
Exons: 1
Coding region: 1-696 (231 amino acids)
Biological process (GO): rRNA processing
Molecular function (GO): snoRNA binding
Source: RefSeq, a predicted model, not a curated record